AUGAGCAGAAUUUGGGGAAUUUUGGUGAUUUUCUGCUUCAUUGGCGUGAAUUUCGUGAAAGCUGUCAGUUUCGACAUAGGUGAGUAACUAGACUCUAGUUUUGUUAAGGCCUAAAUUCUCUCCAAAAAUUGAAAUUUCAGGACAAUCCUCGCAUCAUCUUCCUAAUUUUUUUCGAAAUAUAAUGAACUCAACACUCUCAGAUAUUGCUCGAAUUGUUGAACAUGAAGAUGGAACAAUUUAUGCAGAUGAACUUUGUCGGAGAAUUCAAUUGGAAUUCGCGGAAAAAUAUGAGAAAAAUUGA
Molecule: messenger RNA, 301 nt
Organism: Caenorhabditis angaria
Lineage: Eukaryota; Metazoa; Nematoda; Chromadorea; Rhabditida; Rhabditidae
Source: the annotation of a GenBank genome assembly